Messenger RNA from Protopterus annectens (West African lungfish), 2368 nucleotides. It is a transcript of the gene NT5C3B, whose product is annotated as 5'-nucleotidase, cytosolic IIIB. Lineage: Eukaryota; Metazoa; Chordata; Ceratodontiformes; Protopteridae. The record is from RefSeq and is a predicted model, not a curated record. Gene Ontology annotation, molecular function: magnesium ion binding; 5'-nucleotidase activity. Gene Ontology annotation, cellular component: cytoplasm.
GUGGAACAAAGCUCAUGAUCUGCUAGUGGAACAGAAGAUAAAAAAGGAGGAGAUACCGCAGGUGGUGAAGGAAUCAAAGGUUAUGCUGCGAGAUGGAUACAAGUGUUUCUUUGACACACUGUUCAACAACAACAUCCCUUUGUUUAUUUUCUCAGCUGGAAUUGGUGAUGUAUUGGAAGAGAUCAUCCGUCAAGCUGGUGUCUUCCAUUGUAAUGUCGAAGUUGUUUCCAACUACAUGGAUUUUGAUGAAAAUGGUGUGCUGCAAGGAUUUAAAGGGGAUGUGAUUCACACUUUUAACAAAAACAAAGGUGCCUUGAAGAACACGGACCACUUUGAGAACAUAAAGGAGAGGACUAAUAUAAUCCUGCUGGGGGACACAAUGGGAGAUGUGAGCAUGGCUGAUGGUGUGCUACAUAUUGAAAAUAUCCUUAAAAUUGGGUACCUGAAUGACAAGGUGGAAGAGAGUCGAGACCUGUAUAUGAAUGGCUAUGAUGUUGUGUUGGAGCAAGAUGAAACAAUGAAUUUUGUGAAUACACUACUGCAGCUCAUAACUGAGAAAAAUUGAUUGGUCGUAGUACUGGAGUGGCUGUCCUCUACUCUUCCAGACACCCUAGAUAUCUGAUGGCAUGGCUGAUUGUCAGACAAGCGCUCAAAGUUUUUUUUUCCUCCUUCAUGCCCUUUAGAUGUGUAAAUACUAACAACAUCAGUAGGUAGACUUGUACAAUUAUUGACAUAUCAGAGACCUUUUUUGGAACUGCACGCAAUCCCAUCUUCUGUACCCUGCAGGAAUUUUGGGUAUAAUAGCAGAUUACUGUUCUUUGGUCUUUGUUGGACAUUUAGAAUGGUUUAUUUUGUACUGUAGCAUUAUUUUUCCACAUCUUUUUUAUCAGAGCACCAUUUUCUCCCAUGCUAGAAAAUAGUUUUUAUGCUGCAAAGUGAGAGAAAUGUCUUGCAAACAUUUUGUUGGUAGUAAAGAAGUGGUAGCCUUUUAUAUUCUUUUUACUUGUCUGAAACGUAGCCUGUUGUAGUAUUGUUUUAAAAUGUUACUGCUGGACUGCAUUCAACAAUUGCACAGCAAGGGCCGUCUCAAUGCCCAACUACCUGCCAUCUAUUACCUUUGGAGUAGUAUAUAUUCUGCUACAGGUGAUUGCACAAAAUGGACUUCUGAGAUUUUUAGUCAAUGCAUUUGUUCUCGUGGGUAUUUUCCUCAGUAGUUUGGCUUGCAAACUAUCAGUUUGUGACAAAUUAGUGCUUGUUAAUUCAGGUUUUACAAGAAGCUGUGGUAUCCACCAGUAAAUCAGUGCUUCUUCCUUUUAUUGUACCCCACAAAGUUUGUCCUUGAAUUGAGCUGUCCCCAUAUGUUUAGUUCUGUUUUUCUUGACCUGUAUUCUGUCAUGUAGAGAUUGCUCAUAAACAUGUGAGUGUGUGUGGGUUCAGUAUCUUAUUUUAAUGAAAUAUCAUUGGUCAGGCUCUGACAAGGAUUAUACCAGAUGUGGUAUAAUCUUGACUUUGUAAAAGAGGUGGAAGCCAUCUUAAUGGAAAUGGACUUUCAGUACUGUAUGGAAACAGUAUUUGCAUGUGAUCUGCAGACCUUUCACUUUUUUAGGGUUGGGGACAGAGGAUGCAUGCAGUGUGCAUAUAAAGCACUUGAUGUAGGGAAGGGGAGGAUGACCCCACAGUUGCAACAAACCGCACUUAAUCAUUUAGUUCUUUUGGUGGUAUCCGUUUUCCUUUAUGGCUUACUGAGUAGAGUAAGUGAAUAACAUUGUUGCUGAGGAGCUGUAAUGAAGGCGUAAAUAAAAUGAUUUAAAAUCCUCAGUGCAGUUUGGAGAAUAUUCCUAGCUUACAUUUUUGACAGUUUGAAAUUUGAGACAUAUUAAUUUUGUUUUAGGUUAUUUAUUUCCAUUUGUUAACUUGGUUAGAGUACUAAUUGCAAUUUCUUGCUCAACCCAGAGAAAAUACCACAUAGAUUUGUAAAUUAAAGAUUAGAGGUCACUAACAUGUCAUGUGUAAAGCACAUUAAUUUAAAUCUUUUCAUUUAAUGCAAACCCUUUACAAUGUGUUUUCCAUACAUUUUCACAGGAAAUACUGCUAUGCAGUAUGCAUUGAAACUAGUAAAGUUGGUUCUGUAUGGUGAGUUUGGCUGCUGCUUGCAAAAUUUCAAUGUUUUGUCUAGCUUGAGUCUUACUGCAGUGAAGUAAUGUUUCAUAUUUCCAUUCCUGCGUUCACUACCAUUAGUUGGUGGAAAUGUAAGGACAUAAGUACUUGUUUACUUUUGGAGGAAUUGCCUUUGCUAUUAACUUUUUUGAUGUACAAAUGAUCAGCACUGCAACAGAAUUAAAUUGUAAAGUAAUUUGUUUGCAACAAA